CUAUAAAGCAGCUGUCGGUGUGGAGAUGGGGGAAAAAUUGAUGCAAAGGAUGCAGUGUUAGGCUGCGUUAUACAAGAAGCUCAUUUUUCAGCAGAAAACGAUUUCAAGCCAAAAGCGAGCUGCAUCCGGCUGAUUUGGUCGACUCAUUCGUGGAUUUCAGCGAAGCUCAGGAGCUCGGUGGACCUGUGCUUUGACGCUUCGUCCCAGCAACACCAGCAGUGACCCGCUGACCCCCCCCCUUUGGCCAUGGCUCCCUCGUUGGCCACAGCCUUCUCGCGCCGCUGGUGGAUGGCAGUGAGCGCAGUGCUGGAGAACCUGCUCUUCUCUGCCGUCCUGCUGGGCUGGAGCUCCCUGCUCAUCAUGCUGAAGUCGGAAGGCUUCUACUCCUACCUCUGCCAGGAGCCAGGGAACGGCUCAGGGCUGAACCAGUCGCAGGACGAGGUGCCUCAGCGCAUGAACAGCUGGCUCAUCUGCAAGGAGCAGGACGAGAUGCUGAACCUGGCCUUCACCGUCGGCUCCUUCCUGCUCAGCGCCAUCACGCUGCCCCUCGGCAUCGUCAUGGACAAGUACGGCCCGCGCAAGCUGCGGCUGCUCGGCAGCGCCAGCUUCGCCUGCUCCUGCAUCCUCAUCGCCUACGGUUCCAGCAAUCCACAGAGCCUGUCUGUGCUGAUCUUUAUCGCCCUGGCGCUCAACGGUUUUGGCGGCAUGUGUAUGACCUUCACAUCCCUCACGCUGCCCAACAUGUUCGGAGACCUUCGCUCCACUUUCAUCGCCCUGAUGAUUGGCUCCUAUGCCUCCUCAGCAGUCACCUUCCCAGGAAUCAAGGUGAUCUAUGACCUGGGAGUGACCUUCAUCACCAUCCUGCUGGUGUGGGCGGGCUGUGCUGGCCUCGUCUUCAUCAACUGCUUCUUCAACUGGCCUCUGGAGCCCUUCCCUGGACCCGAGGACAUGGACUACACUGUGAAGAUCAAGUUCAGCUGGCUGGGUUUCGACCACAAGAUCACUGGAAAGCAGUUCUACCGGCAGGUGACCACUGUGGGCCGUCGUCUGAGCGUGGGCAACUCCAUGAAGCAGAGUCCCAAAGAACUGGCGGCGCAGGAUGGCAACAAGCUGUGUCUGUCCACAGUGGACCUGGAGGUCAAGUGCCAGCCAGAGGAGGAAUCUCAGUCCUUCUUGCGCAGCAUCUUCAGCCCCAUCUUCAUGCUCAGCCUGAUCACCAUGUGUGUCACACAGCUGCGGCUCAUCUUUUACAUGGGGGCCAUGAACAGCAUCCUGGAGUCGCUGACGGAAGGCAACCUCAGCACAGGAGGGAGGAUGGAAAUUGUGAGCCUGUACUCCUCCAUCUUCGGCGUGCUGCAGCUCCUCUGCCUGCUGACGGCCCCCGUCAUCGGCUACGUCAUGGACUGGAAGCUGAAAGAGUGUGAGGACCACACGAAGUCCAGCCGGGAACCAGGAAGUCCCCCGCGCCGUGACCGGCAGAUCCAGAAGAUCACCAACGCCACACGUGCAUUUAUCUUCACCAACCUGCUGCUUGUGGGUUUUGGGGUCACCUGCCUGAUCCCCAACCUGCCCCUGCAGAUCGUGUCGUUUGUCCUGCACACUGUGGUCAGAGGGUUCAUCCACUCGGCCGUGGGGGGGCUGUACGCUGCAGUGUACCCUUCCUCCCAGUUCGGCAGCCUGACUGGGAUGCAGUCUCUGAUCAGUGCCCUCUUCGCCCUUCUCCAGCAGCCGCUCUUCAUGGCCAUGAUGGGCCCCCUUGAGGGAGACCCUCUCUGGGUGAGUAACACACACCUGCAGCCUGACCUUUGCUCCAUGUACUUUUUUAGGGAGACAUGGUGA
This is a messenger RNA of Paramormyrops kingsleyae, 1839 nucleotides long. NCBI's taxonomy places the organism in Eukaryota, Metazoa, Chordata, Actinopteri, Osteoglossiformes, Mormyridae. The record is from RefSeq and is a predicted model, not a curated record.